This is a messenger RNA of Camelina sativa (false flax), 715 nucleotides long. Its product is annotated as 15.4 kDa class V heat shock protein. The record is from RefSeq and is a predicted model, not a curated record. NCBI's taxonomy places the organism in Eukaryota, Viridiplantae, Streptophyta, Magnoliopsida, Brassicales, Brassicaceae.
GGUUCAGCUGGGGUCAUCUUUUUUUUCUUUAUUAUAAAUAGCAACCAAAAUCAUUCAAUCCACAAGAAAAAAAAAGAAGAAGAAGAAGCAAAUAUACUUAGAAAAAAAAAUGGAUUUUCAGAGAGUUCAAGUGAUGCCGUGGGAAUAUGUUUUAUCUUCUGAGUCUUUUAAUAGCUACCAAGAGAAUCAUGUUCGUUGGUCUCAGUCUCCAGAUUCUCACACUUUCUCUGUUGAUCUCCCUGGGUUAAGGAAAGAAGAAAUAAAAGUUGAGAUCGAAGAUUCGAUAUACUUAAUCAUACGAACGGAGGCGACGGCUGGAUCACCGGAUCCGCCGGUGAAGAGUUUUAAGAGAAAAUUCCGGUUACCGGAAUCGAUAGAUAUGAUUGGGAUAUCAGCUGGUUAUGAAGACGGUGUGUUGACUGUGGUUGUACCAAAGAGGAUUACGACUAGGAGAUUCAUUGAUCCUUCUGAUGUUCCUGAAACUCUUCAACUUCUUGCUAGAGCUGCUUAAAAAGAACGCCGUACGUAUUGUGUUCUUCCUUGUACCUCACGAGUUCGAUCUUUGUUUUAAAAUCUCUUACAAAAAAAAAAUAAGAAUGUGUAAUCUUUUUCCUUGGUAACGAUUUGUGUAGUUUGUAUAUUAAUCAAGAUCCGAUGUUUAUGUUUCAAAACGAAUUAAAAACAAUGGUUAUAUAAUAGCUAUCCGAUCUUCUCA